GUGCAGAGGGAAAAUUUUGUUCCUACAGGUUUUUAAGGAGGUGCAUGGAAAAGCGAGAGAUCUGAUCUAUGCAGAUACAUUGCAAAUUCUCUCUGUCUGUAGUGAUUUUUUUCUAAAAAAAAAAAAAUUGGGGAAAUACAUGAACUUUGGAUUUUUCAAUUUUUUCUUUUUUUUUUUCUUUUUUCUUUUUCUUUGUUAUUUUUUGUUGUCUUUUUUUUCUUUUUUUUUUUUUUUUUUAAUUUGGAGAGACGAAUUUUAUCCCGAGUACUUUUCUCUCUCUUUUUCUCUUUUUCCUUUUUUUUUUUUUUUUCGGAGAACCAAAAAAUGUCAACUACCUUUCCAGGUCUCGUCCACGAUGCAGAGAUACGUCAUGACGGAUCAAACAGUUACCGAUUGAUGCAGCUUGGAUGCCUGGAGUCUGUGGCCAACUCGACCGUCGCCUAUUCCUCCUCGUCUCCUCUCACUUACUCUACCACGGGCACCGAGUUCGCCUCCCCGUACUUCUCCACUAACCACCAGUACACCCCGCUGCACCACCAGUCCUUCCACUACGAGUUCCAACACAGCCACCCGGCAGUCAACCCCGACGCUUACUCCUUGAACUCUCUCCAUCACUCCCAGCAAUAUUACCAGCAGAUCCACCAUGGGGAACCCACUGAUUUUAUCAACCUGCACAAUGCGCGGGCGCUCAAGUCCUCUUGCUUGGACGAGCAGAGGAGAGAGCUGGGGUGCUUAGAUGCUUAUCGCCGCCACGACCUGUCUCUUAUGAGCCAUGGAUCCCAAUAUGGGAUGCAUCCAGAUCAAAGACUCCUGCCAGGACCAAGCCUCGGGCUUGCAGCCUCGGGAGCAGACGAUUUGCAGAGCUCAGUGGAGGCCCAGUGUGGACUUGUACUGAACGGGCAAGGAGGUGUGAUAAGAAGAGGUGGCACCUGUGUUGUUAACCCCACCGACCUGUUCUGCUCUGUUCCCGGUCGCUUAUCUCUACUCAGCUCCACUUCGAAGUACAAAGUGACCAUUGCAGAGGUGAAGAGGCGCCUUUCACCACCAGAAUGCCUCAAUGCUUCCCUCUUAGGAGGUAUUUUGAGAAGAGCAAAAUCCAAGAAUGGAGGACGCUGCUUGAGAGAAAAAUUAGACAGACUGGGACUGAAUUUGCCUGCAGGAAGAAGAAAAGCAGCAAAUGUCACACUCUUGACUUCCUUGGUAGAAGGGGAAGCAUUACAUUUGGCCAGAGAUUUUGGCUACACCUGUGAAACAGAGUUCCCUGCCAAGGCAGUAGGAGAGCAUAUCGCCAGACAGCACAUGGAACAGAAAGAGCAGACAGCGAGGAAAAAGAUGAUCCUAGCGACAAAACAAAUAUGUAAAGAAUUCCAAGACCUUCUAAGUCAAGACAGAUCACCCCUUGGAUCUUCCAGACCGACUCCAAUAUUAGACCUCGACAUCCAGAGACAUUUAACACAUUUCAGUUUGAUCACUCAUGGUUUUGGAACUCCUGCAAUAUGUGCUGCCCUAAGCACUUUCCAAACUGUUCUCAGUGAAAUGCUGAACUACUUGGAAAAGCACACAUCGCACAAAAACGGAGGAGCGGCGGAAUCUGGCCAAGGACACGCCAACUCAGAGAAAGCCCCCCUGCGGAAAACUUCAGAGGCUGCUGUGAAAGAGGGCAAAACAGAAAAGACAGACUAGCUACAUCAAACAGAAUCUAUUUCAAGAGAGUCUUGCUGCUGAUAUUUUUUUUAAAUAUAUAUAUCAUUGAGGGCAAUUUAUCUCCAGUGGACCAAAUCCAAAAAAAAAAAAAAAAAGGGGAAAAAAGAAAAAAGAAAAAAAAAGAAAAAAAAAAGAAACAAACAAAAAUGAAAAUAAAAAAGAGAAAGAUUAAAACAGAGAGAAAGAGGGAGUGUGAGAGAGGAAAGUAUUCAACCCUAAGGACAGCAGUGUACAGUAAUUGUGUGAUGAAAUUGUCACUUUUUUAAAAUUUAUGUUGCUCUAAACUACUGUUUUGUGCACGUAGUAUUUGAUUGUUCUGAAUGAUACACUAACACUGUUUUUUAUAAGCACUUCUGGACUUGGCUGAGGUGGCACAUGAAAUCUGAAGCACUUUCUUCUCCAGCAGCACAGUUAAGGCCAGCGCAUCAGUUGUGGGACACACAGUUCCAGCAUCCUGGCUUUGCUGGCAUGCUGGAUAGAUUGAAAGAAGGGCUUCCUCUGAUCCAUUGGAAAUGCCUGAUCUACUCACUAUUGGGAAAACAAUAAGGAAACCUGGCAAAAGAGGAGUUCUUGGGCCGUGGGACAAAUGAACUGUUUGGUGUUGGGGACUGCUCAUCCCCAAGUGGGAAUGUACAAUAAAGCUGCACUGGAAUGAGGCCAGAACCUGUUGGGAAUCUGUCCUGACCAUUCAAGCAGCAGCUGUGGUGUCUUUUGUGAAAAGAGCAUGGCAGACUAAAAUGAAAAAAAAAAAAACAACAACAACAAA
Columba livia (rock pigeon) is the source of this 2470-nucleotide messenger RNA. It is a transcript of the gene TFAP2D, whose product is annotated as transcription factor AP-2 delta. Gene Ontology annotation, molecular function: DNA-binding transcription factor activity, RNA polymerase II-specific; RNA polymerase II transcription regulatory region sequence-specific DNA binding. The transcript has 8 exons. Gene Ontology annotation, cellular component: nucleus. The record is from RefSeq and is a predicted model, not a curated record. Bases 325 to 1683 code for a protein of 452 amino acids. Gene Ontology annotation, biological process: anatomical structure development; regulation of cell population proliferation; regulation of transcription by RNA polymerase II. Lineage: Eukaryota; Metazoa; Chordata; Aves; Columbiformes; Columbidae.